AUGCAACAUUUUUCAAAUCCAAGUAGACAGACUGAUACUGAGCUGCCAGGAGAGAGGCCUUCUAUUUUUGAUUUAGAAGACCACCCCUUAACGACUACUUUUCAGAAUGAAGAUAAGACUAAGAAUACAGGAAAUAAGUUUAAUAGUCCUUAUAAUCAUAAUUAUGAUUCAAUUGAUUCCACAUCUGCAGUAAUUGGAAAUGGACUAAACCUAUAUUUUAACCAUAGCCAACAGGAAGAGCAAGAUGAACAAGAAGAUCAAUUAUUACGUGAGAUCUAUGAAGAUGUUGAAGUUCCACAAGGUCGUCAUUUAGGCGUAUUUUCAACAUUAGUUCUAUUCGUGUCAAGGAUGGUUGGUACUGGAAUAUUUGCUACCCCAAGUAGUAUAUGGGUUGACUGUAAUGGUAUACCAUGGAUAUAUGCAUUAGUUUGGAUAUUAGCCUUACUAUUAGCAUUUUCUGGCUUAUACCUGUUCUUAGAAUUAGGAUCAUGGUCUCCACGCUCUGGUGGAAAGAAAAACUUUCUAGUGAUGGCUUUCAAUAGACCUUACCUAAUGAUGAAUGUAACUUAUUCAGUCUUCGCAAUUUUAACGGGUUGGUCAAUAUCAAAUGCAAUUGUCUUUGGCAAAUAUUUUAUUUUCACGUUUAAUUCGACACUAACUACAGCAGAUACAACUUUAAAUUCUAAUUCAAAUACUAGACUACUAAGUAUUGGCGUUAUUUUGUUUGUAGUACUAGUACAUGGCUCCUCUGUUAAAACAGGAAUUAAAAUCCAAAAUUCAUUAGGCUUUCUGAAAUUCACUCUAAUUUUUUUAAUGUCAUUAAUAAGUUUAUAUUCCAUCAUUUUUGAUUUAAAAUCUGAGCCAGAAGCAGCUACUUCAAAAUCAGUCACAAUUAACAUAGAACCAGUAACUAAUGGGUUACCUUCCUUUUCUUCAUUUGCAUCUGCAUUUAUAACUGCUUUAUACUGCUUUUCAGGUUGGGAUAGUGUUCAUUCUGUUAUUUCAGAAAUUAAAAAUCCCAAAAGAACUUUAAUAAUUUCGGGCCCAUUAUCACUAAUAAUUUGCUUUACAUUCUAUUCUUUAAUGAACUUGGCCUAUUAUAAAAAUUUAACGUUUGAGGAGAUUUCAAAAGCUGGCCCAUUAAUUGGUUCAAUAUUUUUUGUUAAAAUAUUUGGUGAAAAUUUGGGUUCCAGACUAAUCUCAAUGUCUAUUGCAUUGUCCGCAAUCUCAAAUAUGUUUGUUGUCUUAUAUUCAAUUUCAAGAAUGAACCAACAAAUUUUAAGAGAUGGGUUUUUACCAAUGGCUAAAUUCCUCUCCUCAAAUUGGCCAAAUGAUUCUCCUCUACCAGCCUUACUAAUUGCCGGGUUUUUAUCAAUAUUUUGGCUGUUAAUUCUUCCAAAUAAUUCUGAAUCUACUGCAUUUAAUUACUUGAUUAAUAUGGAGGGUUAUGGUAAUCUAAUUUUUUUAUUGUUAAUUGCUAUCGGUCUUUUUAGAAUAAGAAAGAAAAUGAAACCAAACUUGCCUAAAAUUAAAUCACCCUUUAUCGGAACAUUAUUUAUUAUUUUAGUAUCACUUUAUCUUUUAGUAGCUCCUAUUGUUGAAUUCUGUCCUCCAACUAAGGCUGGACGAACUUUUGGUUGGAAAAUUAAUUGGUAUGACCCCGUCAACCAUAACUUAUCAUACCAGUUCAUGUCCCUACUAAUAAUUCUCAUUUGCUUUUGCUAUUGGGCCAUACGAUUCAAAUUAUUACCAUAUAUGUUUAAUUAUUCAUUACAGCCGCUGAAUCUAAAAUUAAAGGAUGGGUUGACCGUAACACAAUGGGUUUCCAAGGAAAUUGAAUAA
Molecule: messenger RNA, 1842 nt
Organism: Henningerozyma blattae CBS 6284
Lineage: Eukaryota; Fungi; Ascomycota; Saccharomycetes; Saccharomycetales; Saccharomycetaceae
Gene: MUP3
Product: Mup3p
Exons: 1
Coding region: 1-1842 (613 amino acids)
Biological process (GO): amino acid transmembrane transport
Cellular component (GO): membrane
Molecular function (GO): L-amino acid transmembrane transporter activity
Source: RefSeq, a predicted model, not a curated record